Messenger RNA from Trichoderma aggressivum f. europaeum, 2181 nucleotides. RefSeq lists its product as uncharacterized. Lineage: Eukaryota; Fungi; Ascomycota; Sordariomycetes; Hypocreales; Hypocreaceae. The coding region runs from base 1 to 2181 and encodes 726 amino acids. The transcript is spliced from 4 exons. The record is from RefSeq and is a predicted model, not a curated record.
AUGUAUUCGCUUUUGACGGUGAAUCAGCAGGUCUCCCUGAUCAGCGUCACUGUCACUCCCAGCACCUUUCUGGCUGCGCUGCUUGUUCUUCUCGUCUUCGUCAGCUUCUACCUUCCACAGCUGCCAUCGCUCAACCUGCCACGAAUCACCCUGCCGCGCUUCUUAACCGCCGCAAACGACGACAACGCAUUGCCACCGUCGCCUACCUCGCCCUCCCGACAGCUUGUACUGCGCGACCAGUCGCUGACCAUCUACCGCCGCGACAGGAAGGAAUCAUCAUCAUCCUCCUCCUCCUCCUCAUCGUUCAAAGACCGCUUCAGAAAGGAACCCAAGGACCACUACAAGGAGAGGGACUACUACGCCAAAGAGAGCGACCAUGGCCGAUCCCCAAGAAAGGCUCGACGCCUCAUUACGGGAUUUCGAGACUCCGGCAAGCCCGCUGUCUACGACGAGGAACUCGUCCGUUCUCCCCCCCAGCGAGGCGGCGAUAGAGGACGAUCUCCUAGCGGACCUGGACGUCGCGUCCGCCGCAACGGUUUCUGGCGGCCGCCGUCGCAUGAUGCGCUCGGCGCAAUGGCCCCGAUGCGCCUGGCCAUGCGCAACACCCCGUUCAGCGAGCGCGACGACGACGACGAUGACGACGACGACUUGGACCACGACCUGGACAACCAGAACGAUAUUCUGCAGAGGGCGAUCCGCACGAGGCUUCCCACCGGCAGCAUGAGCCCGGACAAGGUGAGGAGCCGGAGUCCAGAGGGACACAGGAGCGGCACAUUGCGACUCGAGGCACCGACCCCGCCCGUUCUCGAGAGGAUACUGGAGUCGCCGCCGCCGACGGAUAACUGUAAGUUGCGCCGCGCAUUUUCCUUGCCCGCUGCUGCUGCUGCUGCUGCUGCCGCUGCUGCCUGCUCUGCCUGGCGCGGCCCAUCUGCAUCUGCGUGUCUUCGUCUUGACAUCCGCUUCGCCGUGCGCGCUGAAGUCCAGCAGCGAACCGAACCAAUUGAAACAGCCAUUGCCUUUAUCCGCAAACGCUACGCCGCUCUCACCGCGUCAUGGACGUCUACCCUCUUCAGCCUGCUCCUCGCCGUCUGCAGCAUCACAAUGUUCAAGACGCUCAUCCAGGAGCCCGCACCGCGGCCCGUCGGCGAUCUCGUAAAGGUCGCUGGCAUCGCGCGCUCCUUUGAGCCGCUCAUUUACUAUUCGGAGCAUGCCAUUACGCAGGUGCACGACCUGCAGGCCACCAGCGUUGCUGUCUGGGACCUCGGGGAGACGGUACGGACCAGCGGAAUGAAGGAUGCGUCGCUCAUCGUUUCCGACCUCGACGCUCUCAGCGGCGCAAUGAAGACGCUUGCGACCGAGAUGACCAAGUUCUUCGCUGUUGUCGAUGGCGACAUUGACGGCAUCCUCAAUGUCAUGGAUUGGGCCAAGAUGCAUCUCAAUCGCCUCCAGAGCGCUCCUUCUCCCUCCACCCUCUCCUCCGCUUACGAUAACAUCCACAAUAUGCUUUCUGAGGCUCACGUCCUCGAGGACGCCUCCGGUGCUCCCACGCCGAUCGGCACGAUUACUACGUACGUCUUUGGACUAAGCAACCCGCAGCGCGAGCAACGAAUGGUCCAGCUACUGUUCAACGAAUUCUUGUCGGUUCUCGAGGAGAGCGUUCGGGAGGAGCUUCGCUAUAGCAUGAAUCUCUACGGUCUCUUCAACAGCAUCGACCAGCACUUUCUCAACCUGGCGCGAACCGUCGCGCGCGAGACUUCGGCCCAGGAGGAGCUUCACAGCGACAUGCUGGCCAGCUUGUGGGUGCGCAUCCUGGGCACGCGCGCCGCCGAGCUGCGCAAGUUUGAGCAGAACCGCGUGCUCCUGCGCGACGUGAGGGAAAAGACUGUCCGCAACAAGGGCAUCCUGGUCAACCAUCACAGCAAGCUCCUGUCGCUGCAGACUUCGCUCGAGGGGCUCCGCACCAAGCUCAUCUCGCCGCUCGUCCGCGGCACCAAUGCCACCAUCCUGACUCUCGAAGACCAGAUCGACAGCUUGUCCGGCGUGAGGGAUCAUCUCUCGGAGAUUCGGCGCCAGCAAAAGGGAAAGGUCCUGGAGACGCUGUACGCCAGCGUGCCGAGCAAGCAGCAGCCGAGAAGUCUACGACUUGACGAUGGCCGGGGCGACAUCCUCAGAGAUUCAUAA